AUUCUUUUUAUUUAUGUAUAAAACCACUACUAUACAGAUGCCGUAUAUCUCUCCAUCUGAUAAUCGCUGAUUGAUGGAUGCGCAUUAUCAUAUCAUUUAUCCGAUGUACUUGUAUGUAGUACUUGACGUACCUCUCUCUCCUCCUCCCUGCAUCUUUCCCAGCAACGUCAUUCCCCCAUGCCCAUUCUGCGAGUCUUCUUGCUCCAUAAUAAAUUCCCAGAGAAUCCGUCCGAAGAAUAGAGUACCGACAGUGGCAUCGAUGAUCAUCUGCCACGCUGCGCCCAACAAUUCUAUACCCCAUCCCCCCCAUACUUUUCAUCCUGCACCUCGCAGUGCCACAUGUCCGCCGCCUUGGGCAAGUCCUGCCGAGCGGGGCCCGCCAGUGCGCCAAGCAAGCAAGCCCUGGGUUGGCGCGACGUGCAAAUCUUAUCAGAUCAUCUUAGCGGGGUGCGUGUGGUCGGGUCGUGGCAAAUUGCUGGGAACGCUGAGCCCGACGAUGUCGGAGCUGAGGGAGGGAUCAUGAUCAUGGAUGGGAGAAUAUGGAGGAAAAGGGGAAAAGGGGGAAAAGGGGUGAAAGGGGGUGCUGCUGUGAAUAUGGGAUUAAUGAUUCCCCAUCCGCCUGGCCUCGUGGAACGUGCCCCCCGUGAUUAUUGGGGCAAUGAUGGCCGAUGUUUCGUUGAGGAUGACUGA
This is a messenger RNA of Amorphotheca resinae ATCC 22711, 690 nucleotides long. RefSeq lists its product as hypothetical. The record is from RefSeq and is a predicted model, not a curated record. The transcript has 2 exons. The coding region runs from base 74 to 523 and encodes 149 amino acids. NCBI's taxonomy places the organism in Eukaryota, Fungi, Ascomycota, Leotiomycetes, Helotiales, Amorphothecaceae.